This is a messenger RNA of Angiostrongylus costaricensis, 402 nucleotides long. The record is from the annotation of a GenBank genome assembly. Lineage: Eukaryota; Metazoa; Nematoda; Chromadorea; Rhabditida; Metastrongylidae.
AUGAUCGGACGAUUCAUUCAUAAUAGUGGCGGAUUGCUUUCACAGCUUCGAUUCUCCGUGCUCGCUUCGGCUGUCCAAGGGCGUGGAAAUGCAUGGCGUGCUUGUCUCGGAAAAAUUUGUCGUACCCAAUAUCUUCGACAUUAUCCGGUAACACUGGUUAGACCUGAUGGGUCAACUAUAGAAAUACGCUAUCUGGAACCCAGAUCAGUGGUUCAACUACCUGUGGAUGUUAAUUCAUUAACUGAAGAGGAGAAGCGACAACGUCUAGCUGCACGAAAACCGAAAGCAAAGAAAAUCAUUCAGGAAACAAUAGAUGAUAACUUCGACCCUAAUGAGUAUAUGAAGUUUUGGAGUCCACCGAUCGAGCAGAUGCCAACAAAGGAUAAUGGAGAAUUGAGAUAA